CACACACACACACACACCUACCUUUUCCUGGCCGACUUGGCUCUGAACAGCGCUGAAAGUCGGCGCUGAAGUCCCAAGUGUCGGCUCCUUUGGAAGGAUGCCAACCUUUGGACAGAGGACUGCCACCCAAAUCAUUGAGUCGGUGGCCAGCAAUGCGCCAGGUGAAACGCUGGACUUGACGAAGAAUGCCUCUUUCUGCAUGAAAUCCUUGGAGAACACGAUCGCACUGUCUGAAGCCUUGAAGAAGAACACGGUCAUUAAGACUCUCGUGCUGCGGGAGUGCGAGAUCACCGAUGCUGGAGCUGAGGCGCUGGGUCAGGCCUUGGCUGAAAACCAAACCAUUGAGGACCUGGAUCUACAGCAGAAUCAUUUGUCCAAUGCUGGGGUCAUCUCACUGGCGAAUGGCCUUCGAAGCAACAGGAGUGUGAAGACAUUGAACCUCAUGACUCAGAAUCACAAGCUCAGUGAGGAUGCGCUUGAGGGUUUCAUCAAUAUGUUUCAGAGCAACGUCACCCUGACGAAGCUCAUGUGGAAGGUGGAUUCUCGUCGUGCCUGGGAGCUGUCCAAGCUCAUCACCCGAAACGUGGAGAUCGCCCACCGCGCCCGCACCGGCGGCGAUGCCGACAGCUUGGCUCCACGGCCAGCGCCCACGCCCGUGCCGGCACCAGUGAAGGCGGUGAAAACAGUGACGGCAGAGGUCGAGAAGGGGUCAGCGUAUAAGGCGGAGCAACCGAAGGCGGCGCCAGGCGCCUCCCCUCCUGUGGCACCAGUGGCCCCGGUGACAUCGCCAUGUCCAAGUGCAGGCUUGAUGUCCGUUCGAGGGCAAGGACCUUUGGACCUGCAGCGAUGCAGAUGCCAACCAGUUGCCGCUGGAAGCGGUCGCAGCCCGGCACCGUCGCGAGGUGAUUUCCGUCAGCUGCCUGAUGCAGCUUGGGCCACGAUCCACCAGGGCUUUCAGUGAGAUCACCGUGGAGGUCCAUCAGCGAAGCUGGUGGAUCCAAGGGUCAAGAUGAGAUGGGUCUGCUCGCUGCUCAUGUUGCCCCAGACUUUUCGAUUUGGAUGGGUUUCAUAUGUUGUAGCUUUACUUCGGAAAUCCGGAGGGGCUACACUGGGUCCGCUUUUGGCUUUUGCAUGCGGCAGGCAUUUGAAGGUUGGAAACGUCGGCAUGUCAUUGUUUGAACAAUAGCAUCGCGGGAUUGAAAGCUAUCCAUGCUGGUGGCUUGGCACCAAGUACUCAGGUUCUGCCUUCAACCGUUCAACCAUUUGUUCUGUUCUGUUGAGCGCCUUCAAGUUCUGCAGAACGUGCUUGCUAUUGCGCGGUGCGCGGGUCUCUCCACACAGGGUGGGGAUUUGCGGCGCAAGGCGGCGCAAUCAUGUGCAACGGGCAGAAUCACUUAGUGGGAGAGUUGUGGCCGUGAACCAAGGCCUUUCUCUUGAGAUUGAAUUGAUUGUGGAGAAAUGAUAUAAAUUCACUUUGAAGACCUUCGCUUGAAAAAAGGCUUCGGCAGAUCAGAAGCAGAUUGAGAGUUGAAGCUGACUGGCUGUUCACCAAUUGCUGAUCACCG
This is a messenger RNA of Durusdinium trenchii, 1565 nucleotides long. Lineage: Eukaryota; Dinophyceae; Suessiales; Symbiodiniaceae. The record is from the annotation of a GenBank genome assembly.